UCAGCUCAACGGGCAACAACUCUCUGGCCAGGGUCGUUGUGGCCUCAUCGGGUCAUGGCGUGUUUUCCCACCAGUCAAGCCAUUGUGGUGGGCGGCGGCCUUGGAGGAAUGUCCGCGGCCAACACCGUGGUGGAGCAUGGUGGCCGAGUGGUUUUGCUGGAUAAGAGUUCCUUCUGCGGUGGCAACAGCACCAAAGCGACCAGUGGAAUCAACGGUGCAGGCACCAAGACGCAAAAGGCCAAGGGGAUCCCCGACAACGCUGAGAUCUUUACACAGGACACCCUGAAGGGCGGUGCUAAGAAGCCGGAAUUGGCGAAGCUCUUGUGCGACAACAGCGCUGACGACGUGGACUGGCUGGUGGAGAAGUUCAAUUUGGACCUGUCGUUGGUGGCGCGUCUGGGAGGACACUCGCAGCCCAGAACGCACCGAGGAAAGGAGCGAUUCCCAGGGAUGACCAUCACCUACGCCUUGAUCCAGAUGUUGGAGAAGGUGGCCGAAAAGACGGACCUUGCCAGGAUCGUCACCAAGGCCAAGGUCUUCAAGCUUGUCACCGAGGGUAACGUCUGCGUGGGCUGCGUCUACGAAAAGGGCGGCCAGAAUUUCCAGGAGUUCGGCCCAGUGAUUUUGGCCUCAGGCGGCUUCGGCGCUGACUUCACCAGCAACUCGCUGUUGGCGCAGUACCGCCCGGAUCUGCUACAUUUGCCGACCACCAACGGAGAACAUUGUACCGGCGAUGGCAUCAAGAUGGGUGAGGCGAUUGGCGCCAAGUGCAUCGACCUGGAAUGGGUUCAGGUGCAUCCCACAGGCUUGGUGAAGCCCGAUGAUGCGGAUGCGAAGAUCAAGUUUUUGGCGGCUGAGGCGUUGCGUGGCGUGGGUGGGCUGAUCCUGAACGCCGAGGGCAAGCGCUUCUGCAAUGAACUGGGCCGUCGCGACUACGUGACCGGCGAGAUGUGGAAGAGCAAACCUCCAUUCAGGCUGUGCUUGAACAAGGCCGCAUCGGAGGAGAUCAUCUGGCACUGCAAGCAUUACACCGGCCGCGGGGUGAUGAAGUACUACGAGACAGGCGACGACUUGGCCAAGGACAUGGGCGUGAGCAUCAGCGUCUUGGAGCAAACUCACGAGGAGCAUUACCAGGCGGCCAAGAAGACUGAGACGCAUCCGGACGAUGGACAGUGGCCAGCCUAUCCCUCCGGCAAGUCUCACGAUGAGGCAAGUGGCAAGACAGGCAGCGGCAAGAAGUUUUUCCACAACAUCCUGCCAGGCUCAGGCGUGAAGCACGAGCCGUUCUACGUGGCCAUCAUCACACCAGUGAUCCACUACUGCAUGGGUGGCUUGCUGAUUGACACGGACAGCGCCUGCAUUGGGCCCAACGACAAAGCCAUCCCCGGGCUCUAUGCUGCUGGCGAGGUGGCAGGCGGCGUGCACGGCAACAACCGCCUGGGUGGCAAUUCUCUGUUGGACUGUGUGGUCUUCGGCCGAGUGGCGGGCAAGGCUGCGGCGAAGUACAUGCUGGGGGCAGACCUGAAGGACGUGGACCUGCGGGAGCUCACUGGUGGUGGCUUGACCGGUGCCGUGGAGUCCUCCAAAUUGGCCGGCGGCAGCUACGAGGACAAGAUGAAUGCGGCGCCGGUUGCGGCAGCGGCGCCCAUCGCCAACGGCGGUGGUGGCGGCGGUGGCAUCAGCAUGGCAGAUGUGGCCAAGCACAACAGCAAGACAGAUUGCUGGGUGGUGGUUGAUGGCCAGGUUUUGGAUGUGACCAGUUUCCUGAGCGACCACCCUGGGGGAGAACUGGCUAUCCUGACCUUCGCCGGAAAGGAUGCUACGGAGGAGUUCAACAUGAUCCACCCCCCUGACGUCAUCGGCAAGUACGCUCCGGAUUCCGUCAUUGGCAGUUUGGGCGGUGGCGGCGGUGCCGUUGCGGCUGGUGGCGCACCUGCCGCAGGCGGAGCACCAGGAAUUCCCAUGACGGAAGUGGCCAAACACAACAGCAAGACGGAUUGCUGGGUGGUCGUGGAUGGACAAGUGUUGGAUGUGACCAGUUUCCUGAGCGAACACCCUGGUGGCGAACUGGCUAUCCUGACCUUCGCCGGAAAGGAUGCCACGGAGGAGUUCAAUAUGAUCCAUCCCCCGGACGUCAUCGGCAAGUAUGCCCCCGACUCGGUCAUCGGCAACGUGGGCAGCGGCGUGGCCGUUGCCGCGGCGGCGCCCAAAGCUGGUGGUGCUCCAGCGAGGAAGGACAAGGGUGGCCCCUUGUCGAACCACCACGCCUGGGGCCACUUGGACGGCGACACUCAUCCCAACUGGCGCACCGACAUCGACGACAACCCGGGCGUCUUUAUCCUGAAUGUGAAGUCCUACUUCAACGCCACCUGGUUUUUGGUCCUCGCCAUGCUCUACGAAGUGGGAGCCACGAUCUUCAGCGCGAAGAACAUCAAGAUCUCCAACGAUCGCCUGGGUUUGACGCGCUCCGCCAUUCUGCUGGUGCUCUUCAUCGUGAUCCAUGCGGUGGGCAACUUGCACGUCUUCAAAGGUCCGGAUGACUUCAACGGCUACGGCUACUUCUACGUGCGCCUCUACUGGACGGGCUUCGGGCUGCCGGCCAACAUCGUGGAGGAGUACAUCCUGCUGUCCGUGCUGUUGCACGUCUUCGUGGGGCUGAAGCGCACCUGGGACAUGAAGCUAGCCCUGGUAGGCUCGCAGGGCGUCAACGUGCUCAACCUGGCCAUCACAGGUCUGAUGCUGCUGACCUUCAUGACCAUCCACCUCUUCCAGUUCCGCUUCGGCGACACCGAUCAGUUCGGCCCCUACUACAUCCGCCCACCGCCAUACUUGAUCAACUUCUGGGGCAUCCUGUCGUUGAACCUCUUUUGGACGGAUGCCAGUUAUGUGGAGCCGGUGGGCGUGCGAGAUAUCUAUGCCCUGGAGUUCCAGAUCUUCAAAAAUCCCAUGUGGUCUUUCUUCUACAUAUUCUCUGUGGCCAUCUUCAUGAUCCACGCUUGCCUGGGAUGGAAGAAGGUGACUCCAGUGCUGGGCAUUCCCCGCGGACACAUUCAACGGGUGGAGAUUUUGGGCUAUGCCAUCAUGAUCAUCAUGGGCUUGGUCUACAUCAGCUUCCCUCUCUAUGUCAUGGCAACCAAGCCCUUCAGCGGCUAUGAGGACGGUAUUCAAAUUCCCGGACGCACGGAAGGUCCCUAGGACGGCGCUCGGAACCGUCGAGGACUGCACUGGCGCCGCGCAACGUCUGCCGCGUCGGGUGCUGAGCCGCGUCGUCUGCCGCGAGCAGAAACGUCAAUGUCGCCGCGGUCAACGAAGGAAGCAACACAA
Molecule: messenger RNA, 3324 nt
Organism: Cladocopium goreaui
Lineage: Eukaryota; Dinophyceae; Suessiales; Symbiodiniaceae
Source: the annotation of a GenBank genome assembly